Messenger RNA from Rhipicephalus microplus (southern cattle tick), 2754 nucleotides. RefSeq names its product peptidyl-prolyl cis-trans isomerase D-like. Gene Ontology annotation, biological process: protein peptidyl-prolyl isomerization; protein folding. Gene Ontology annotation, cellular component: cytoplasm; cytosol. The record is from RefSeq and is a predicted model, not a curated record. NCBI's taxonomy places the organism in Eukaryota, Metazoa, Arthropoda, Arachnida, Ixodida, Ixodidae. Gene Ontology annotation, molecular function: protein binding; peptidyl-prolyl cis-trans isomerase activity; cyclosporin A binding.
GUUUGCGAUCGCUUCUCCGAAUUCUGUCGUCCCAUUAAAAAUGUCGGACUCUCCGAUGCCACCGAAUCCACACGUGUUCCUCGACGUGCGAAUCGGCGAAGAAUUCGUGGGGCGCAUAGUGAUCGAACUUUUUCGUCAAAUCCAACCACAGACUGCAGAGAACUUUCGAGCCUUGUGUACCGGAGAGAAAGGGUUGGGAGUCAGCAGAGCGCCUCUCCACUACAAAGGAUGCAGGUUUCACAAAAUCAUGCCAAAAUUCAUGGUCCAAGGUGGGGACAUAACAAACAAAAAUGGAACCGGAGGAGAAAGCAUCUACGGCCAAUUUUUUCCCGAUGAAGACCUUUCAAUAAGACAUGACCGCCCGGGACUCGUGGGCAUGGCCAACAGUGGGCCAAAUACAAAUGGCUCACAGUUUUAUAUUAUAACUGUGCCCACACCCCACCUUGAUGGCAAGCACGUCAUCUUUGGCCAGGUUGUCAAAGGCAUGGGUGUGGUCUCGGUGCUCGAGUACGUUCGCACCAAUGACCAGGACGCUCCUGUUGAGGAAUGCAUAAUUGAGAACUGCGGUGAGAUACCUCCUGGAGGUGACUUUGGAAUUUGUGAGCAGGACAACACUGAGGAUGUUUUUCCUCCUUUUCCCGAUGACUCAGACCUUGACUUUAGCAACAUUGAGCACAUAAUGUGUGUAGCUGAAAAAAUUCGGCAGUCGGGUAACCGCUACUUUCGGAAAGAAGAAUAUGUUUCAGCGAAUGCCAAGUACAAGAAAGCUUUGAGGUAUCUCAACAGGUUACACGAGGUGAACGACCUCUCCAAAGAGCAGGAAAGCAGGAUAGCCAGCGUGGUGUUGCCUUGCAUUCUUAACAGUGCUGCGUCCAAGCUGAAGUUGAAGAGGUACCACCAGGCUUUGGAUGACUGCGAUGAGGCCCUCGACCUUGAACCAAGACACCCCAAGGCACUCUUCCGGAGGGGCCAGGCUUUCCAUGGCAUGCGAGAGUACGAGAAAAGCAUGGUGAACCUACAACAAGCACUCUCCCUCUCUCCCAACAAUAAAGCAAUACUUUCAGAGAUUGCAGCUGUCAAAGGCGAAAUGCAAGCCUACAAGGCAAAGGAGCGCAAGGCCUAUGCAAAACUUUUCAACUGAGCUCUUGGAAUGGGGUCCAUCAUCUACAUAGUUUCACUGUCGGGCUGCUGUGCCCUGUUAGAGCUUGGACAGCUCAUCCACAUCAGAAGCGCUGGUGCACACCUUAACAAGCUUUGUGCACGCUUCACCUGAAGGCGACACCAGUGGGCUGUGGCCAGUUUACUUUGAUUAGCUCAAACCUAAAGUGCGCAGGCAGCGAUGGACUUGUGCUGUCAACUAUUGCCUUGUGUUUUUUAGAAAGGCAUUUACAAUGGCAGCCUAUUUCCUUUGCUGCAAGUUAGGGUAAAGUGACCACACCUCCUAAAUCUGUAUAAAGUGAUCCUAAACCACCUCCCGAGGACACAUCAGAGAGAGCUAGAAGGUUGCACAAUGUUACCGUUUUGUGACGUAACAUAUGACACUCGACUCCUGUUUUAUCUAGUUUUCGUGCCAACAGGGCCGAGAGCAGAUGAAUUCUGAGGAAUGCUGGCAGAUAGUAAUACUCCUGAAGGAGUGUGAAAUGCACAAGAACAGCGGAGGACAGUAUUCAAAAAAAAGGUUGCGUACUUAACUGUUCAACUGCAGUUUUUGUACAAUUUUUAUUUCGGCAGACGUGUACAAUAUGAGAUGUGGCACUUCAUAGUGUGAAUCAUUUUUGUUCAUACACAUGAAGUGCGUUUGUGCAGCCAAUACAAAUACAGCAGCAUUGUAUUGCAGGCACAUUUAUUUUCACCCAAUGCGAAUGCAACAUGGCAUGAAAGCUCCUGGUGCACAAAUCAUCGUGUGGAGGCUGUGCAAAUGACUUCACUUCGCACCCACUACUAUAUGGAAAACAAUUUAUCUUGCUGGAAAGCCAGCUAGCAAUACUGUAACAGUACGUAGAACAACUGAUAUCGCUCCCUGCUGUUGCUGGCUGCAGCAGUAGGAGGUUUUACACCUUGGGUGUCACUUGUGCUGCAGUUGUAUUGGCCGUACUAGUUCUUUUCAAAGCUGGCUUGUAUUUUUUUACGAGUUCUUGCACACAAGAGAUGCAGUGGAGAAUGUACAUUUUAGCACAAGCUGAAUAGGGGAGAAAUUUGCUGAUGCUGCAUGCCAAGUACUGCUGUUAAAGAAGUCACAGGACAGGGAGUUGUUGGACAUUGUGAAAAGAAGUCACCAUUUUAAGGGUCACUCCUAGCCACCACUUUGCACAUUUUUUUGCUUUUUGUGUGAUGCGGCAUUUUUUGCAAAUUUUCUAAAUGAAGGAUUCUGUUUGUAGUCUUGAACCGUGACAAACUUGCCUUCACAGUAUCUUAAAUCAGUAACGUGGCAGUGCUCUGAGGUGGUGAGACAUGAAAGUUGACAAAAGUUGUCCAGUCACUUCAUUAAAACACUUCUCCCCCAUCUAUUUGUUUCACAUUGCUUUUUUUUUUAUUCCACCCACUUCUGGCACAUUACGUACUAGAACCUGUACACAAAUGCAUGUACAUACUUUUUAUGGGUGCCAUGUAUGCUUGUCAGCCCAUUUCUGUACAUACCAUAACACAAUGUGAUGAGACAUUUGGGUUUUUGUGCUGAAGAGGUGUCUGGAGCGUUGUCUUUGCUAGUGCUGACUGUAUGAGAGAGUCUUGUAAAAAUACACUGGCUGUGAAUUA